UUGGAAGCCAUGUUGAUUAUUUUCUUUCUUUUUUCGUCAUGUACCGACUCACAUGUAUUUGAUGAGAACGAAAACGAUCACGCAAGAGCAAGAACCACGAGAAACAUGGUGGUUAGAAGAGGAAUUUAGAUGGUGGUGUUCUUUUGUUCCUGCGAUAAAUUGUGCUGGGAAAAUAACAAAUGUUGAAGUGAUUGCUUUGAAAUUUGUUGUGAAUACUGGAGAAGAGUAGCGAAAAUGUCUACAAUGCAUUUUGUGGUUCAUCCUUUGCCUGGCACUGAGGAUCAAUUGAUAGACAGACUCAAAGAAGUCGCUGAACGUUGGAAUAGAUAUGGAACUGGCGCCGGGUCAUCUGCGCUCAGUUCGCUCCGCGGAGUGCGUGCUGUGGCCGCGGGGCCGGCCCACAUCGCGUGCUUGCUGGAAGACGGCACCAUCUGCCGCGCCGCCUUCUCCAUCAUCCCCGACAGAUUAGACUUGAGCAAAACUGACGCGAGUAAAAACGGGGGCAAUGGCGGAGGUGGCAGCGGCGGUGGCGGCACGAGUGGUGGCAAGCAGGGCGGAGGCGGCGGCGGCGGCGGCUGCGGCUCCCGGCAGCAACCCCGCACUAGAGCCCGUAUCACUAGAAAUUCAAUCAGAGCUGCACCUAGCUCGCAAGGUUCAACAAGCCGUGCAACAGGCGUUAUAAUAGGCGCCUCGGGUUCAGGACGAGUGGUGUCGGUGCCGGCGCCGUUUGUACCUGAAGACCUGGUCACGCAGGCUCAAGUUGUCUUGCAGGGCAAAAGCAGAAGUCUCAUUAUCAGAGAAUUACAGCGUACAAACCUGGACGUGAACCUGGCGGUGAACAACCUGCUGUCGCGCGACGACGAGGAGGGCGAAGAGCCGGAGGGUGGCGAGGGCGGCGACGGGUACGUGCCCGAGGACCUCAUCUCGCUGCUGGACGGCGGCUUCCACGCCGCGCAGCAGGACCACUCCGUCAUCAUCGACGCCGAUGCGAUGUUCUCCGAGGACAUCUUCGGGUACGCGGCUAUCAGAAGUCGUAGCGGCGGCGGCGGUGGCAGCAGCGGGCGCGGGGGUGCUAGUCGCGAGAGUAGCAGCUCCACUCAAGAGCGCCCCUCUGAGUUCAGCCGCUGGCGUGAACGACAAUAUUUCGGACCGCGCCGAUGGCUGGAAUCGGCGCUUCGUGACACUUCUUGGGAUAAAGAAGGAGAUGAAAACAUUACAGGCGAGAGUAAAAAGAAGGAUUCAGCUAUGGCCGCCUCUCCGCUCUGGGUAUCAGAGGAGCUAGAGUAUUGGGACAGCAGCAUUCGCUUCACCCACAUCGCGGCCACGUACAGCGAGCUGGUAGCAAUCUCUACCACCGGACAACUGCACCAGUGGCGCUGGGCCGACGCACACCCUUAUCAGCGUGGCGAUGGCUCCAACAACACGUACCAUCCGCGCGCCAACUGGCUCUGUAUGGCGGCGGGCGAGCGCAUUGUCAACAUCAGCGCCGCCGGCAUCCGCGUCUCCGUGCUCUCCGACGCCGGACGUAUUGCUACUUACCUUGAUGAAUCUAUUGCGCACGCUCCGGGCGCGUCUCGUUUAGAGCAUCCUCUGCAGACAUUCACGGAGUUUGGAACCGACAAGGCAGUGUCUCUCCACGUCUGCUCGCUGUACACUGUCGCGAGACUCGAUUCUGGAGCGCUCUAUUGGUGGGGUGUACUCCCGCUGGGCCAACGCGCCCGCCUGUGGGAGAAGCACCGCGCCCGCUCCCGCAAGCAGCAGCGCGGGCACUCGUCCACCGCGCCCCAGGACUUGCAGGCUGGACAGAGCGUCACCAUGAAGAACGCGCCCAUGUACCAACCUGGCGCCGUCGGUUUCAACAUGUCUACGGGCGUACCGAAAGUGGGUGUGCUGCAAAACGCGGCUUGGAACCUGUCUGACGUGUGCCGCUUCAAGCUGCUGCCGCCGCCGCAGCCCGACCGCUCCGUCUCCGAUAAGGACAAGAGAGAGAUACAGAAUCAAUCUCCUCUGACGGUGUCGUCGGUGAAGGCGUCGUCGUCUAGCAGCGGCAGUAAGGACAGCGGCAAAGACAGCAAUAAGGACAUGGCCGACCGGCUCGACAUGCCGCCGCCGCCGAGCCCCGCCUCGUCCACGUGCAGUGACACCAGCACGUCGCAUAAACGAGCGAAACGCGUCACUGUCCGUGGGGAAGAAGGUUCUUCGAACGACGGCUCAAAGCGCGACGAGGAGGAGUGGCCGCUCAAAGAAGUCGUUUUCCUCGAAGACGUUAAGAGCGUGCCGCUAGGACGCGUAUUGAAAGUGGACGGCGCUUAUGCUGCAGUUAGAUUCCCGACAGUGGGCAAAGAUGGAAAGGAAGUGGUGCCAUCGACGGCUGAUGAUUGGACGGCGUUGCUGCAAGACUGCCGGUUGGUGCGCAAGGAUGACUUGGUUGCGGUGAAGUGGGGCGCUGGGGGCGCAGCCGGGCCUCGCGGGCCGGAUUGUCUCCAGCGUUCGCCAAGGAAGAUCGCUCUGCCGCCAGAAGUUCAAGUCAUUACUAUUGCUGUGGACAGUCGCGGCGUCCAUGCCGUAGUGCGCCGUCCUGGCGGUACUCUAGCGUACGCGGUGUACGCGGUGGGAACCACCCGCGCGCUCACCGACAGCACGUUCCCGACCGACAACACCGCUCUACUCGGACACUCCAACGGACAGGCCAUACAACUCGCCACCGCGGCUGAAGGUAGCGAGGCAGUGGUGAUGAUGGUGGACGGCAACAGCGCGCUGUACCCGGUGUCGCGCGACUGCGUGGGCAUGGUGCGCGAGCCGCCGCCGCUCAACCUGCCGCCGGCGCGCGCGCUGGCCGCGCACGCGCUGCCGCUGCAGCCGCACGGCGCCGCGCACACGCACCACGCCGCGCUCAAGUCGCAGGUGGCACUUAUAAUCAUCGUUCCUGAGCCGCAGCUGAUGAUGCCACGCGUUUUGCGGUGUGAUCUAGACGGAGUCCGUCAGCUACUCCACCAAUUGGAAGCCGAUACUAAUAAGCAACAAAUACUGUCGAUACUCCAGGAACGUUGCGACGGCAACAGGAAUAUACUACACGCCUGCGUGCACAUGUGCGCGCCUACGUCCAACAAGGAACCUGAUAUAGUGGAAAAUUCUUCAAUGCCAAACCUGGCUGGAAAUACCGGAGGUAGCGGCGCAAGCGCCGAAGAAGCGAUGCCGGCGCUGUCAUGGCCGCCGGAGACCUUCGAGGCGUCUGGUGAUGAAGACAGCUUGAUGGGAUUGACUAACAACGGUAAAAUGUCGAGCGGCGGCAACAGCGGCGGCGCCACCGUGAGCGCUGACCCGGCGGAGCGCCGCGGCAACGCACUCGCCGCCCUGCGCGCGCUCGCAGAGAGCGCCGUCUUGCAGCCCUAUCUCAUGCAGCUGCUCACUGCUAAGGACGGAAUGGGCCAGACACCUCUAAUGGCCGCGGUAGCCGAGCGGGCGUACCGCGCGGCCCUGGUGCUGCUGGACGCGAUCCGCGCGGUGCCCGACGCGGACGAGACGCAGCGCUCGGCCGCCAUCUUCCCACCCAACGCGCACCCCGACCACUCGCCGCUCCUCGUGCUCUGCUGCAACGAUACUUGUAGCUUCACCUGGACUGGCCAGGAGCACAUUAACCAGGACAUAUUCGAAUGCAAGACAUGUGGACUCACCGGGUCGCUUUGCUGCUGCACUGAAUGCGCUAAGGUAUGCCACAAGGGCCACGACUGCAAGUUGAAGCGUACGUCCCCGACGGCGUACUGUGACUGCUGGGAGAAGUGCCGCUGCAAGGCGCUGGUGGGCGGCAACUGGGCCGCACGCUGCGACUUGCUGGCCCGCCUGGCGCGGGAUACGCAGCUAGCCACGCAUUUCAAUUCCAGAGGUGAAUCGAUCCUGCUCUUCCUGGUGCAGACGGUGGGUCGCCAGGCCGUAGAACAGCGUCAGUUCCGCGCGGGCGGCGGACGCGGCCGCGGCCCUCGCAAGCAGCCGGGCUCCGACGCCGAGGUGGAUGCGCCUGAUCAUGAUCUUGAGCCGCCGAGGUUCGCCCGACGCGCUCUCUUGCAUUUGCUCGCGGACUGGCCGGCAGUGGAGGCGGCGGUGAUGUGCGGCGCGAGCGCGACCGAGUCGGAGCCGCGGGCCGCUAGUCCCGCGCCGCACCAGUCCGGGACCACGCUGCUCGAUAAGUUCACGCAUGCGCUCAUCGUCAAGUGCACUAACGAGAUGUUGGACACUCUGCUGCACACACUGAUCAGAGAGCAACAAAACGAGACGAUCCCUGGUCGCGCGGAGCGGGCUCGUGAGGUGGCACGCCGGUUCGUGCGCUCUGUCGCGAGGAUCUUCGUCAUAUUUAGCGUCGAAAUGGCUCCUGGCGCCGCUAAGAAAAAGGGGCCUCUAUCAAUAACAUCAUCGCUGGUCCGCUGCCGCCGAGUGUUCGCGGCGCUGGUCGCUUUAGCUGUAGAAGAGCUGGUAGAAGCAGCGGACGCUCUACUCGCGCCAGUGCGGCUCGGUGUAGUGCGACCCACCGCGCCCUUCCCGCUCGCCACCACUUAUGUAGACCUCGUUAAUGGCAGUGAAGACUUGUUCGGAGUUGAACCACUUUCUACUGGACAUUCACGACUUACUCAUGCACGAAGAGAGUCGAACGCAGGGGGCGGUCGCGGCGCGGCGGCCGGUGGCACUUCCAUGGGUAGUUCAACCCUCGUACCAGAUCGUUCGUCUACCCCAGUAGCCACGGAGUACGCUGACGACGUCGCCGGCGAAGCGCUUGGCGGCGACGACGACGCCUCCGAGACUGACGAACCGAACGCGCCUGCGCCGGUCGCGCAAGCUGACGCGCAACAUGACGAUGCUAUGGGUGAUAGGGGACAAGAACAACACGUUGUAGUAGAAAACGGCACGGAGCGCGCGGAAGGCGGGGAGAGUGAAAGCGAACUAGACCUGCUCGCCGAGGUGGAGACUGAGAGCGACUCCGACGACCAGGAUAAUGCUGAGUCCGCCCAGCGUAGCGUGCAGACUGGCGCCACGCAGGGUUCCGAUGCCGGCAUAGCGUCGCUGCUGCUGUACCCCGAGGACGAGAGUGGGGACUCGACGCAGCCGGAGGACGAGGACUCGGAGGCGGGCGAGACGGACGAGCAGGACGCGGACGCCGAGCCGCCGCUACCCGACGGCGAGCCGCUGGAGCGCCGCGCCGCGCCGCCUGCCAGGCCCAACCUCGCGCCGCAUUCCAUGCAGUGGGCUAUCAGAUCUCGCGACACGUCGCGCGGUACAGGCGGCAGUACGAGCGGGGUGCGGUUGACGGGCGGGUCGUCGCUGGUGUUCAUCGACCCCGCGUCGCUGCGCCGCUCGGCCGCCGCCGCCGCCGCCGGCGCGCACGACCCGCACUCUACUUCCACCACCGCCUCCUGUUUGGCGAGAGCUUUCGGUAUAGUAAUCAGGCAGAUAGCAGACCUGCUUUGGGAAUACGAGCGUAUAACCCUGCCACUGCCGCGUAUGCUGCCGCUAGCGUACCGCGAAGCGCUGCGACUCCAGUGUUACUUGGAACGGCAGCUGAAAAACACUUGGGACUGGCUUGUCACCGUCAUGGAUGCUACUGAGGCCCAACUCAGGUUCGGCGCGUCUUUGACUUCAAACAACGCGAGCACAUCGACGAGCGAGAGCAGCCGCGCCGCGCCCGCCGCCCGUCGCACUACUUCCUUCACUUCGCCCGCCACUCGCAUCAUCGGCUUCUCCGAAGGGCCCCGCGCUAGAGACCGUGAACAAGGCGUAGAGGCAGGCAGCGCGCGGCGCGAGUUCCUAGCUUACUGCCUGUCGUUGUUGCGAGCUCACAGCGCGGAACACGCGGAGCAGCUUCCCGUGUUGGACGUGGCGGCGCUCAAACAUGUGGCCUACGUGCUGGACGCGCUCGUUUACUACAUGCGAGCUGCGCAGCCGCAGCCGCACCAUCAUCACCACGUCUGGACACCGGAUGAGAAUGAAAACGAAGAAGGCGACGAGGAGAUGGUAGUGGGCGGCGGCGCGGCCGCCGAGUCUGACGGCGAGGGCGAGGGCGCCCGCGGCCGCGCGCACGCCUUCUUCCAGCGGUCCGACUCUACGCUGUGUCUCGGAUGUCCGCCGCCAGAUCCUUUCAAUAUGACGAUGCAAGACGCUCUACCACUAGCGGACCAGCCGCAGCUGCUGCAGCCGAACGCCCGCCGCGAGGAGCUGUUCGGCAUGCCGCGCCAGCCCGUCACCGUGCCCGCCUCGGGCGACGGCCCGCCCGGGGUCAACAACCCGCUCGAAGUGGUACCCCGGCGCCUGGGCCUCUCCACCCGCGGCACAGAGCGCGGCUGGUCGCCGCCGCCGCGCCCCGCCUCCGCGCCGCCCACACAUUCACACACCCUCACUAGAGAUGAGCCACAGGACUUAUCAUGUGCUAAAGACACUGCGACAAAAAUGGAUAUUGACACAGAUGGUGAAUACUUAUCGGACUCUGACUCUAAUGAAGCAAGACAAAUAACUAGGAAAAAACUACACAGACACCCGCACACGAUGUCCGCGGGCAGCAGUUCUCACGACACGAGCGCGCCGCCCUCGGAGUUCCACACGCUGGUCGACACCGCGUGCUCCAUCAUCGAGGCGCCACACCAACAGACCGCCUCGUCUUCACCUGCAGCCAGCGGUUCAAGCUCGUCGGCGGAGCCGCGCGCAACCUCCUCGCGCAGUCCCGGCAAGACUGUCAUUGUACGUGCUGGUGAACUCUUGAGUGCAGCAGACCCACUGGAGUCGCAAGAGAUAUCGGCGCAUGUGACUGUAGAGACGACUGGAUUACCGCCGCCGCCGCUCCUGCCGCCGCUAAGCACGCCAGCACAACCUCGCGCGUGCCCAUCACUCGGCGCAUCAGUGUCGCACGACCUACUGCUGGGUCGCUGGCGGCUGUCGCUGGACCUGUUCGGCCGCGUGUUCACGGAGGACGUGGGCUUGGAGCCCGGCUCUGUGGUCGCUGAACUAGGCGGCUUCCCCGUCAAGGAGGUCAAGUUCCGACGCGACAUGGAGAAACUCAGGAAUUCGCAGCAGAGAGAUCUCACUUUGCAUAAGAUGGAACGGGACAGGGCCAAGCUUUUGCAACAGACCUUCGCAGAGCUGAACAGCGCGUUCGCGGGACAGAAUCGUCGAGCUCACAGCGCUCAGCCGCCGCUCGCUGUCAACCGCGUGAAGGUCACCUUCAGAGACGAGCCCGGCGAAGGUAGCGGUGUCGCGCGCUCCUUCUACACUAGUGUCGCUGAGGCUCUGCUAGCCAACGAGAAACUGCCCCCUCUGGAGCCGACCACCGGCAGCGGCGGCAACAGCAAUACCACGAACGGCACGGCGGGGGCCGCCGGGCCUGCCGCCGGCGGCACUAGCAGCAAUAGUGGCGCACGAAGCGGGGCGGGACGUGCUCGUUCCAAAGACGCCACUCGCCGCACUCCAGGCAGACCGGCGCCGCGCCCGCCAGCCGCGCGCGAGCCGCGACGCGUGCUCAGCGUCGAUGCCAGACCUUACUCGCCACAGGCCGCCCCUGGCACGGAAGGCGCCGGCUACAGCGGUGAGCGCCCCGGAGGACAUAACGAACAUCUCACGCUGCAUCAAGCACAACUAGGCGAACGACUGUAUCCUAAAGUUCACUCUCUUCACCCGACGUUCGCGGGCAAAAUCACGGGCAUGCUGUUAGAGCUAACGCCGGCGCAGCUGCUCGUGCUGCUGGCCAGCGAGGACGCGCUGCGGCAGAAAGUUCGCGAGGCCAUGGACCUCAUAGUCAUGCACCCCUCCGAGGCAAUAUUAGGCGACAACCCGGCAGAUCUGGACGUGUUCUCGUUGUCGGAGCGCGGCGCGGCGGCGGGCGCGGCCGGCGCGGCGGGCGGCUCCGCGGCACAGGACGACGCCGCGCCGCUGUUCUACUCGCCCGGCAAGCGCGGUUAUUACUCCCCGCGCCAGGGCCGCGCCACGCCCGAGAGAAUCAACGCAUUUAGGAAUGUUGGCAGGAUCGUCGGUCUCUGCCUGCUACAAAACGACUUGUGCCCGAUGUUCCUGAACCGCCACGUGCUGAAAUACUUGCUAGGACGACCAAUCCGGUUCCACGACUUGGCGUUCUUCGACCCCGUUGUGUACGAGAGCCUGCGACAACUGGUCGUCGACGCCGAAACCGGAGACUCGCAUUCUCUAUUUGCGGCCCUCGAUCUCAACUUUAGUUUGGAAAUGUGCGAGGAGGAGGGUGGCGGGUGCGUGGAGCUGAUCCAAGGCGGGCGCGACGUGGAGGUGACGGCGCUCAACGUGUACGACUACGUGCGAAAGUACGCGCAACACCGCAUGCUGCUCUCACAGGAAAAGGCGCUUGAGGCGAUGCGUAUGGGCGUGCUAGACGUCCUUCCGGAAUCCGCUUUGGAGGGUUUGACGGCUGAAGAUCUUCGGUUACUGCUGAACGGCGUUGGCGACAUCAACGUGGCCGCUCUCGUGUCCUACACUAGCUUCAACAACGAGAGUGGCGAGCCGCCCGAACGCCUCGCCCGCUUCAAACGCUGGCUCUGGGCCAUCGUAGACAAAAUGACUCAUCUUGAACGACAGGAUUUGGUUUACUUCUGGACGGGAUCUCCUGCCCUGCCCGCGUCGGAGGAAGGCUUCCAGCCCAUGCCGUCGGUGACGAUCCGGCCGGCGGACGACGCGCACCUGCCCACCGCCAACACAUGCAUCUCGCGGCUCUACAUCCCACUCUACUCCUCGCGCCACGUGCUCAAACACAAGCUGCUACUCGCCAUCAAGACUAAAAACUUUGGCUUCGUUUAGACAGUAACUGCUAGCUGCCAUGUCUCAUUGUAUCUCUUUUAGUUUUAAGCCCAGUUAUGUGAGACUGCCGCUGUAAUAUUACAUUUUUGUGACAACCACUAAUGGAAUAGCAGUAAACUUAGACACUUACUCAUACUUAGUAUGUUAUAUUUAUUUAUGAAACUUAAUUGAGCAUGACUGGGCACUUUGACUGAAUAGUAAUAUUCAAUACACAGUAAUUUUUUUGCUAAAGAGAACGGCCAUGAUGAGGGUUCGCACAAGUACAUUUGUAUUUUUUACACUGUAAGAUCUUUACCUGAUAAGUAUUUAAUUACUAGAAAUUACAAUCGAGAAAAGUUGAGUUAAAAAUCAAGAUAACCUCCUUUCUAAAGCAAAAAAUUGUUUGUAUCUUUUACUAAAAUUACUUUGACGUUAUGGCCUACAGGAGUGCAUUUGUACGCUUUCAUUAUUUAUGUCGUUCGUGAUGGUAAACAGGCAGCGUGAAUCUAAAAUAUCGAGCUGUUAAUAUAGCUUUGUUAUAUAUAGUAAACAAAUAUUAACGAUAGAGUAUGAUGGGUAAAACUGCUAUGAUUUGGGUAAGCUUGGGCAGAGGCGUCGGAUCCCGGCUACGGUGGUUUUUGUGAUAUCAGAGGAAGUAUUUAUGCGCCUCUUCUAAAUCUAAGAAUAUAAUUAGAUUUUCCCUUUGAUUAGUUGUAUUAUGGUUCAUAAUAAACAAUCUCAAAAUGCUUA
Molecule: messenger RNA, 9525 nt
Organism: Pectinophora gossypiella (pink bollworm)
Lineage: Eukaryota; Metazoa; Arthropoda; Insecta; Lepidoptera; Gelechiidae
Gene: hyd
Product: E3 ubiquitin-protein ligase UBR5
Exons: 50
Coding region: 235-8796 (2853 amino acids)
Biological process (GO): protein polyubiquitination; regulation of double-strand break repair; DNA damage response
Cellular component (GO): nucleus
Molecular function (GO): ubiquitin-protein transferase activity; RNA binding; ubiquitin binding
Source: RefSeq, a predicted model, not a curated record